Molecule: messenger RNA, 1429 nt
Organism: Gracilinanus agilis (Agile Gracile Mouse Opossum)
Lineage: Eukaryota; Metazoa; Chordata; Mammalia; Didelphimorphia; Didelphidae
Gene: ACKR3
Product: atypical chemokine receptor 3
Exons: 2
Coding region: 56-1144 (362 amino acids)
Biological process (GO): G protein-coupled receptor signaling pathway; vasculogenesis; chemotaxis
Cellular component (GO): membrane
Molecular function (GO): G protein-coupled receptor activity; coreceptor activity; chemokine binding
Source: RefSeq, a predicted model, not a curated record
AGCCCAGCCCAGCCUGCCGGCGCCUCCCAGGCCAUUUACUUGGGUCUUUGCAGUCAUGGAUCCAUUCUCCUUUGAUUACUCAGAACCGGGGAAUUUCACGGACCUCAACUGGACAUGCACCAGUGGAGACUGCAUCACUGUGGACACCGUCAUGUGCCCCAGCACAACGAGCCGGAAUGUCCUGUUGUACACCCUGUCCAUCUUUUACAUUUUCAUCUUCGUAGUUGGCAUGAUUGCCAACUCCGUGGUGGUGUGGGUGAAUCUCCAGGCCAAGACAACAGGUUAUGAAACUCACCUGUAUAUCUUCAAUCUGGCCGUCGCUGACCUGUGCGUGGUCGUCACCAUUCCCAUCUGGGUGGUCUCUCUGGUCCAGCACAACCAGUGGCCCAUGGGAGAGCUCACCUGUAAGAUUGCUCACCUCAUCUUUUCCAUCAACCUCUUCGGCAGUAUCUUCUUCCUGACCUGCAUGAGCGUGGACCGUUACCUGUCCGUGACCUAUUUCAGCAACACGAGUAGCCACAAGAAGAAGGUGGUGCGCCGGCUCAUCUGCAUUCUCGUGUGGCUGCUGGCCAUCUGCGUGUCCCUGCCGGACUCUUACUAUCUGAAAACCGUCACGUUGGCGGCCAACAACGAGACGUACUGCCGCUCCAUCUAUCCAGAGCACAGCAUCAAGGAGUGGCUGCUGGGCAUGGAGCUGCUCUCGGUGAUCCUCGGCUUCAUCAUCCCUUUCUCCAUCAUCGCCGUCUUCUACUUCCUGCUGGCCAGGGCAAUCACAGCCUCCGGUGACCAGGAGAAACACAGCAACCAAAAGAUCAUCUUCUCCUACGUCAUCGUUUUCCUCAUCUGCUGGCUCCCCUAUCAUGCUGUGGUGCUCCUAGACAUCUUCUCCUUCCUCCACUUCAUUCCCUUCAACUGUCAACUGGAAAACUUCCUCUAUACGGCUCUCCACGUCACCCAGUGUCUGUCCCUGGUGCAUUGCUGUGUCAAUCCCGUACUGUAUAGCUUCAUCAAUCGAAACUACCGGUACGAGCUGAUGAAAGCCUUCAUCUUCAAGUACUCGGCCAAAACAGGUCUCACCAAACUCAUCGAUGCCUCCAGAGUAUCGGAAGCAGAGUACUCUGCCUUGGAGCAGAACGCCAAGUGAGCAGGGAAGGCCAUCCCCAGUGACAUCCCUUAGAACUUCCGUGCUGGACUUUCACGGGGCACAGAGCCAAGCUAAACCAGCUUCCAGAUGGUUCCUACAUAGUCAUCUGUUUGUCUCUUCUUGGUGCCCACGUAAGUGGCCAGCCCCGACCAUGGAAAAAAAGAAAGUUUGGCCUUCGACAAAGCCUUUGGGCACUAUCGCGGACAUCGCGCUCUGCUUGAAGACACCGUGAGAGAGCGCUCCCGAGUUCCAAUGUAUAUUCUACAUGGUGUAUUGUAUUUAAGA